Meloidogyne enterolobii is the source of this 282-nucleotide messenger RNA. The record is from the annotation of a GenBank genome assembly. Lineage: Eukaryota; Metazoa; Nematoda; Chromadorea; Rhabditida; Meloidogynidae.
AUGGCUCUACAAUAUGGACCGAAGGGGGUUCGGUUCAAUGCUAUCAACCCUGGCUGUACAAAAACAGUAAUUUUUGAGAAAAAUGGAUUUACUGGAGAACUCAAAAAAUUGCAUGAACGUUGGGUAAAGAAAACAACUCCUUUAGGGCGUUUCGGAGAGGUUCACGAAAUGUCGGCAGCAUUAAAAUUUCUGGCUAGCGAAGAAGCUUCUUAUAUAACAGGGGUUUGUCUAAUGGUGGAUGGUGGCUGGUCUAUUGCUUCUUUAGGAAUGGAUCAAAUAUAA